UUUCCUCCUCCUGGCUUUUAUGAUGGUUCCCACCAGAAGCCCCAUCUCCAGCCCAGGCUCCUAUCAUUCUGGAUGGGUCUCUCUUCCUUCAGACUCUUCCUGGACUUCUCUCCCCUUUGACCCUUGACCCCACAUCUCUACUUGGGUGGGCUAUUAGUGUUAAUUGCACUGACCUGAGGGAAGGGCCUGGCACUUUUUCUGGUGUUCUCACAGCUCCUACACGUCCCCACUAAGCCAGAGGGAGAAGAUGGGAAGGCCAAAUGAGAAGGGGAAGGCUCAGCACUUUAUUUUCUAGAUUCUUUUUCCUUUAUUGAGGUCUAUUGACCGAUAACAUUAUAUUACUUUCAGGUAUACAGCGAAACGAUUUGGUACUUGUAUAUAUUGCAAAAUGAUCACCAUAACAAAUCUAGUUAACAUCCAUCACCAUACAUAGUUAUAUAACUGAACCCUUGUGAGUUUGCUUCUUGAGGACUCAGAAACUGCACCAGCCUCAUGUUUUGUAUGUGUAGCAAAUAAGGAGAUCAUGGGGGGAAUGGCUUCCAAAUCAGUAACUCCCCAAGGGUGAGUGGGUUCCUUUUAUUUAGAGUUAGGAUGACUAUUUAGAUAGGGAAGCCUUGUCAUGGUAUGUAGAGGUGGGCAUAAGGUCACACAUGCACCUUAAGGGAACAUGCCUACCAAUACAGUCUGUGUUACAUAAAUUAAGCAUGUGCUCCUCCUUGAGUGGAAAUUUUAGUAUUAUAAUGAGGUAAAGGUAAUUGCCUGUCUUUCCAGAGGUCACUCUUGGUUUAUCUGCACAGGCAUAAGCCAGGGGUUUAGCUUAGUCCACUCACACUCCUCCUCCUCCUCUUACUCCCACCACCACCACCACCACCACUGCUGUCCUCCUACUCCCACUGCUACAAUUAUUGCUACUACUGCCACUGCUACCGCUAUUACUACUACCACCAACAGCAACAAUCACACUGGCCGUUUCUGAGCACACACUGUGCUCCAGAUUAGCAAAAAUGUUGUCUUCUCAUGUCAAUCAUGUAAGGUAGGUGGUAUUAUUCCCAUUUUACAUACUAGGAAACAGAUUCAAAGAGGUUCAGUAAUUUGCCCAAGUUUAUGCAUCUAGUAAGUGGGAGAACUGGAAUUUGACUCUGGUUUGGCUGACUCCAAAGCUUGUGCCUUUUGUACUCCUCUGCAGAAGCAGCUGAGACACUGAAGCAGACCAGGAAAAGGGAGGACAAAGAAAAGGAAAUAAAGAAACAGUGCUACCUUUUCUGAGUAUUUGCCCUAAUGACUGUUGGAGGUGAAAGUGGCAGAAAGGGACACAAAUGAGGGGAGUUGACAGCAGAUCCAGUGGGAGGAAGCCAGCCUGGCAUCGUUCUCGGGAGGAGAAACAAGGAUUUCUGCCUGGAAAGUUUGCCCCGGGGCUUUGCAGUGGACAGCCUUUACUUAGCAGCAAAAAGGUCUAAUGCAACAUAGGGGAUUAGGAAAAAGAAAGUCAGACUGAGGCUGAUUUCAUGAAGGGAGCCAAGUCUUGCUUCACUUACUUAGUUUUCAUCAUUUGGCAUUUCUGGUACCUACUAUGUACUGGGUUCUGGGCGAGGCACUGUUUAUAGAUGAACAAAUUCGAGUCUCUUGUCUUUAGGGAACCUAAGAGCCUGCUGGGAAAUAUAUUUAAGUCUUUGGUGUUUGGGAAUUUACCAUUAUAGUUUCAACUACUCUUUGGCAACAGGAGGUAAGGUCUGGAUUGGUGGUACUCAGUCUCAAAUGCACACUGCAAUCACCUGGGGAGCUCUUAAAACUACAAAUGCCUGGGUUUCACAGCCGGAGAUUCUGACAUAAUUAAUCUAGGGUGCUUCCUGGCCAUUGGGAUGUUUCAAAACUCCCUGGGUGGGGCUCCUGAGAGAAGUGGUUUGUUCCGGAGUGCACAGAGGAAAUGCGAGACAAGUCUGGAGCAUUUGUGGUAAGAAAGUGCUCCAAAAAGGAUGAAGGCCUAAAUGAAAUGAGUAUCUUUGAUUGAAUCCUGGAUUGGCAAAAGAACAUUAGUGGAAAAACAGGCAAAAUUCAAAUGGAGUGGCCGUCCUGCCUCCCCCCUACAACCUCUCUGUACAGUCAACCAACAUGAAGCAUCUCUUGACGUGGAGCCCAGUGUCUGUGCCUGGAGAAAUAAUACACUAUUUUGUCGAGUACCAGGGAGAGUACGAAAGCCUGUACAUGAGCCACGUCUGGAUCCCCAGCAGCUGGUGCUCACCUGCCAAAGGUCCUGAGUGUGACAUCACUGAUGACAUCACUGCCACCGUGCCGUACAAUCUUCGUGUAAGGGCCACCCAGGGCUCAGAGACCUCAGCUUGGAGCACCCUGAAGCAUCCAUUUAAUCGAAAUUCAACCAUCCUCACCCCACCUGUGAUGGAGAUCACCAAGGACGGCUUCCAUCUGGUUAUUAAGCUGGAAGACCUGGGGCCUCAGUUUGAGUUCCUUGUGGCUUACUGGAGGAGGGAGCCUGGUGCCAAGGAACAUGUCAAAGUGGUGAGGAGCAGGGGCAUUCCGGUGCACCUGGAAACCAUGCAGCCGGGGGCUGCAUACUGUGUGAAGGUCCGGACAUUCGUGAAGGCCAUCGGGAGGCACAGCCCUUUCAGCCAGGCAGAAUGCGUCAAGGUGCAAGGAGAGACGCUCCCGCUGGCGCUGGCCCUGUUUGCGUUUGUUGGCUUCAUGCUGAUCCUCGUGGUUGUGCCCAUUUCCAUCUGGAAAAUGGGCCGGCUGCUCCGGCACUCCUGUUGCCCCGUGGUGGUGCUCCCUGACACCUUGAAAAUAACCAAUUCACCCCAGAAGUUGAUCAGCUGCAGGAGGGAAGAGGUGGACGCCUGCGCCACGGCCACGCUGUCUUCGGAAGAACCCUUCAGGACCUGGAUCUAGCGGGCUCUGGGAGCGCCCUGUUGAGACUGCGAAGCUGGUGGGCAUGGCACAGGAACCACGAAGGGAGAGGCUGUGGAUCAGUUUUCCUCCAUGGACAAAGGACAAGAAAAGCAAGAAGAGCCUGCUGGGUCUACGUCUAGAAACGACCAUCAGAGGCAGAGUGGUUUGGCGGACAGCACUGAGGCGGGGUGAGGAGACGUGGCCUCUUAGAACUAGAUCUGGCUGCCUUUCGCGGACUGAAUGACCCUGAAGAGAGGGACUUGGUUUCUCUGGUCCUCAGUUUUGUCAUUUAUAAAAUGGGGAGAAUUAACUAUACAACUGUUAAACCACCGUAUGUACAUAUAUAUCCAGCACUUGCAGAGCUUUGGGAGACUGGCAACGCUGUACAUUGUGAUUGUUUCACCUUUUCUGCAGAGUGUAACAGGAGUGUAACAAGAAUGAUAAAAACUCUGCACACCAGCUGGCUUGAAGAUCCGGCUUUCCAAAAGGAAACCUUGAGGAGGAAAGGAAGGACGGGCACAGCACUGUUGACUUCACUUCCAGCCAAAUGCCUGUGCGGAGGUGAAGGACUCAGCCAGCUCUACAAUACACGACCCAGACAGAGGCCCCAGGCCCGUGGGAAAUGGGAUGCUAGGGACUCACGAGAUACUGUAAAGAGUAAAUAAUGUGUGCACACUGAAGGCAGCAGGUAAAAUGGAUGCGUCUGAGGAGAGGAGAAUGCGAAGGAUGUCAAUAAGGGUGACGUUUGCUGUGUUCCCUUUACCUGUAGAGUUGUUAAAGUAUAGAACUAAAACUAAAAAGGGGUCACCUUGAAGAAUCUUUUUGGCUUCUUCCAGAAAAGUGGUCCUUGCGGUUCUAGUAACAUUAUCAACCUUGUGUCCAGAGAGGCUCCUGAAGCCCGCAUUGGUCAGGAGUUGCGGGGGUGACCUCAGGUAGGGGUGGGGCAGGGAAAGUGUGGCAGGCAGCUUCUGGCCUCAUGAGUGCCCUGACCGAUGCAGCCGGCCAAAGCCUUACCUGGUCAGGGUGCUCCUGGACCUUCCUGGGGGCCUUGCUCCACAGGAAAUGCCUUUGGGUACCUCUCCUGCUUAAGACAGCUCACUCAGGGCGUCCUUAGCUCCUCCCAGCAUGUUUGUCCAUGAUUCACCCCCGGAAGCUUCUUCCUGCUCUUCUCUCUACCAGGUGAGGAAAAGAGUCAGGGUUAGAGAAGGAAUGGAGAGGGACGUUUCUUGAGAAGUGAAGGGUUUCAUCUCCAAGGCCUCCCUUCUUAGCCCCUGCCGCCGCCUCCCAGCUUUGGAGCCUUGGAGCUGGUUUGUCUCCACGCCAACUUCCUGGGCACCUUCCAGACAGCCCAGAGGUGGGGACCAUCUUCCUGUUUCAACCAGGGAGUUUCCCCGACAAGACAAGGCCUACAACCCUCUCUCCACCCAGUGGGGUCUCAAGUCGCCAGAGGUGGGCUCUCCAGAAGGAUGACAUUACUGAAGGUCUUUUCCUUUGUGCAGUUGUAUGCUUCUGUAUUGUUCUUCUUUCAUGAAGAGUAUGUGUUGAUUUUAUAUUUAGCCUACCUGGAAACAUAUUUUCAGUUUGUAAAAAUAAAGGCCAUAUUACUCUA
Suricata suricatta (meerkat) is the source of this 4510-nucleotide messenger RNA. It is a transcript of the gene IL20RB, whose product is annotated as interleukin 20 receptor subunit beta. The record is from RefSeq and is a predicted model, not a curated record. Gene Ontology annotation, molecular function: interleukin-20 binding. NCBI's taxonomy places the organism in Eukaryota, Metazoa, Chordata, Mammalia, Carnivora, Herpestidae. Bases 2110 to 2901 code for a protein of 263 amino acids. The transcript has 7 exons.